UGAUGCAUGGAAAGCGUACCUCAACAAGGUGAAGCCUUUCAUGAUCGAGCAGAACAACAUGGUGUUCCUCGAGGCCACGGACAUACUGAAGGACGUUGGGUUGAAAGGAGCUGUGGACUAUGAGAGCCCAGCAUCCAAGUCACUUGUGAGCUACGAACUUCGUCGAUACCAGCUCAAGCUCGGAUAUCACAUCGUUCCCCAGUUCCUCAAAAGCUACGGUUGCGGGCUGCCUGACAAGCUGAAUGCGGAUGAUUCUGGGGCGAGCACGCUGGUGACGCUCCUCUACAGCGAUUGUGGAACGCUCAACACUGUGCUGGAACUUUGGAGACAUGAGUCGAUCGAGCGCAGCCAAGAUUCGAGGAAGGCGUCAAGAAAUGCCGAGGGAUGGAAGAAAUCCAUAGCCGAAAUUGCAGAGAUUGCGAACUCUUUCGACAAUCAGUUUCUCCGCCCGACAGCUUUCAGCCCAUGGAAGUGAA
Molecule: messenger RNA, 476 nt
Organism: Guillardia theta CCMP2712
Lineage: Eukaryota; Cryptophyceae; Pyrenomonadales; Geminigeraceae
Exons: 9
Coding region: 41-475 (144 amino acids)
Cellular component (GO): mitochondrion
Source: RefSeq, a predicted model, not a curated record